Molecule: messenger RNA, 13685 nt
Organism: Mastomys coucha (southern multimammate mouse)
Lineage: Eukaryota; Metazoa; Chordata; Mammalia; Rodentia; Muridae
Gene: Hmbox1
Product: homeobox containing 1
Exons: 11
Coding region: 360-1577 (405 amino acids)
Biological process (GO): positive regulation of DNA-templated transcription
Cellular component (GO): nucleus
Molecular function (GO): double-stranded telomeric DNA binding
Source: RefSeq, a predicted model, not a curated record
GGCAGCAGGUGGGAGCGGGGCUGUUGCUAUCAAUAUGGCGGUUGUCAGCCAGACAAAGACAGUCAGUCUGAUGUGAUUGAGACAAGGGAGGUUUUCAGGGGGAGACUGGGAGAUAGAAGCCUCCCCUCCCCCCUCAGCUCUUCCUGCGCGGGCCUGGAGCCCUCCUCAGCCCCUCCCGCAGGGCGCCCCGCGGUGAAGAUCCCCUCCCCCUCCCGCCUUCCUCCUCCCUCCCUCAGCCUUGCACUGGGACGCUGGGGAGGGGGCUGAGCCGGGUGCAGAGAACUCUCAGCUGGAUUUCCGAGAAUGGUGAAUGAGGCUGGCCAUCUUUGGAAAGGCCAUUGAUCUGCCUCAUGUAAAGUAUGCUCAGCUCCUUUCCAGUGGUUUUGCUGGAAACCAUGUCUCACUAUACAGAUGAACCCAGAUUUACCAUAGAACAGAUAGAUCUGCUCCAACGUCUUCGGCGCACGGGGAUGACCAAACAUGAAAUUCUUCAUGCAUUAGAAACUUUGGACCGUCUUGAUCAAGAGCAUAGUGAUAAAUUUGGAAGGAGGUCCAGCUACGGGGGAAGCUCGUAUGGGAACAGCACCAACAAUGUUCCAGCAUCUUCCUCUACAGCCACAGCGUCCACGCAGACCCAGCACUCCGGAAUGUCCCCAUCACCCAGCAACAGUUACGAUACCUCCCCACUGCCUUGCACUACCAAUCAAAAUGGGAGGGAGAACAAUGAUCGAUUGUCCACAUCCAAUGGGAAGAUGUCACCAUCUCGCUACCAUGCAAACAGCAUGGGUCAGAGGUCAUAUAGCUUUGAAGCCUCAGAAGAGGACCUAGAUGUAGAUGAUAAAGUGGAGGAAUUAAUGAGGAGGGACAGCAGUGUGAUAAAAGAGGAAAUCAAAGCCUUUCUUGCCAAUCGGAGGAUUUCCCAAGCAGUUGUUGCACAGGUAACAGGGAUCAGUCAGAGUCGAAUCUCUCACUGGCUGCUGCAGCAGGGAUCAGAUCUGAGUGAGCAGAAGAAAAGAGCAUUCUACCGAUGGUAUCAGCUUGAGAAGACAAACCCUGGGGCUACGUUAAGUAUGAGACCUGCCCCCAUUCCAAUAGAGGACCCUGAAUGGAGACAAACACCUCCCCCAGUCUCCGCCACACCUGGAACCUUCCGGCUUCGAAGAGGGAGUAGAUUUACCUGGAGAAAGGAGUGCCUAGCUGUCAUGGAAAGUUACUUCAAUGAGAACCAGUACCCAGAUGAAGCAAAGAGAGAAGAAAUUGCCAAUGCUUGCAAUGCCGUCAUACAGAAGCCAGGCAAAAAGCUGUCUGACCUGGAACGAGUUACCUCCCUGAAAGUAUAUAAUUGGUUUGCUAAUCGACGGAAGGAGAUCAAGAGGAGAGCCAAUAUCGCAGCAAUCCUGGAGAGUCAUGGGAUAGAUGUACAGAGUCCAGGAGGCCAUUCCAACAGUGACGAUGUGGACGGGAACGACUACUCCGAGCAGGACACUUGGCAAGCACGCAAUGGGGAGGAGGAGGAGGGAAGAAGUUCAGAGGGAGGCAGAGAAGCAGAGAAGGUAGAAGAAGAGAGGAGGAUCUGACCCAAACAAGAUGACAGCACCAGCCAUAGUGACCACCAAGAUCCCAUCUCGCUAGCUGUGGAGAUGGCGGCCGUCAACCACACUAUCUUGGCAUUGGCCCGGCAGGGAGCCAAUGAAAUCAAGACAGAGGCCCUGGAUGAUGACUGAUCAGGGAGUUACACAGUUAACUUAGUUUAGACGUAGCACCUUAGCAGACUUUCCUCAGUCCUUAACAUGUGUUCUUACAGUAUAACUUACAGUUUCUUGUAUGUCAGGUAGCCAUUAGGGUCUUGUUCUGUGAAGAUGGCAUGGUGCCCUCAGCCUUUGCAUAUACUCUCAGUAUUAAAAUUCCAGUAAGUAAGAAGCAGACAAACAAACUUCCCUCUCCCGGCCCCUGAGGCUAAAAAAAAAAAGAUCUCGCUGCUCCGUCUUAGCAUUCCAAGAAAGUGCUUCCAGGUAUUUAGAUAACCCUCAGUUCUCAAAUAUUAGGCUCUGUGUAAAAUCUUGGGUACCUUUAGAUUCAUGUAACACUAGGCUGUACCCUGUCCCUGCCCUAAGACUGAUAGGAUGCAAGCUGAGGUAGUGGCACAGGGCCGACAGACAGCAUCUGGGACGUAUUCAUGGAGCGGAGCACAAGGAACACUAGCGCCCCGCCUCGGCGUGAGACUCACUGAUUCAGCUGCAAUAAGCCGUGCCUCCUAGUCACAGUGUGGCCAGGCUCUACUUCUUUGGGUGCUGUGUUAAGAAUGCCAUUGGAAUCCCAAGCUCAGGUCUUGGUUAAUGCUAACGUGCCCAACACAGACAUCCUUCUCUCUCACAAGCUGUGUGACCUAGUAGAUAAUAUACUGCCUUCUGCCUUUGGGACCAUGAUUCUAAAACAAAAAGGACAAAAACCAAGUUCUGAAAAGCAAAGCCCAGCUUGAGAGCAGUAGGGAAAAGCACGAGCCGAGCCGAAUGUCGGAUGGAUGCUGAGCCCAGUUCUCAGAGCAGCUAUACAUUCCACAGCGCCAUACCAGCGCCUGCCUGGGAAAGUGUUGGCCUUACCUUGGAAGUUGCUUUGCCUCCUGUUGGUGCCCCCUCCCUGCUACCAAAAAAGGAUAGAGCUGAGGUCACGAGGGAGUGAAAGAGCAGGCUUUGUGCCGGUCACCUGAAACCCACCUGAAGUCCCCAGAGUUGUUAGUACUCUGUUAGGGACUGUGGCAACUUGACUGUCACACAUGGAGGUCCUUGCCUAGCUAGGGGCAGAAAAAGCAGGGGAUAUUUACCACCUACAUCCUGAGCGUGUGGGAUAGCAGGAUGUCUCUGCUGUCUUCUCUUUAUCUGUCCUUGUGGAGGUGUGAAAGCUAUAUUGCUACAGGCAAUUUAUUUAGUAAUUGGAAGCCAUAUUGAUAAUGGAUGUGGUGAUAUUUGUAGUUUAAUCUACUUUAAGCGGCAGUAACUAAUAGAAUUUUUUUCCUUGAUCAUAUAUGUAGCACUUUUGUUACUUUUUAAAGAUAUUUAUAUUUGAUAAAUCUUUUUUUCAUUUUGAGAACUCAAAAUACCAAACAGUGAGCUUGCGUUAUAAAGUCACCCUGUGGUCACCUUGUCAUCUCGUAGCAAAGUGAUGAACUAUUCAUGCAUCAAAGAAAAUUACAUCUGCUGGCCUUGUGUGAAAAUGAUCUCCUGGAGCCCUGAUUAAAUAGCACACUGUCACUGUGGGUAAGCAGAAACAGCCUUCAGUGAAUGGUGCGGUGUGUGCUGAGAGAGGCUGAGUGCUCUCGGCCUCCUCCCAUCUCCCCUCUGUUGUGUCUGAUGAAGCCUGGCUUAGAGGGCAGUGUGGAGUGGGCCUCUGCGCAGGCUUCCAUCUUUUCGUCCAUGCCUGAACCAAUCUCUAAGAUAGAAAGUAGGUGCCAUCUCCUCACCCCCUGCUUCCUCACCAAGUGUGUCCAACUUCAAAACUGUUGUGAGAGGGCACGCUGACCCUCCUCACCUUCCCCUGGGGAUGCUGGCCAGACACUCAGUAUCCACAGUGUUUAGCUGGUCUCACGGGGCACACUCUGUCUGGAUUAUCCCUUAGGUAUAAAUCUUGGUUACAGGAAUGUGAGGAGUCAAGUCAUCUUUGAGGGGCUGAGGAUGCUACCCCACCUACGUCUGUGACGUUGAAGGGCACUAGAUAGGGCUUGGCCCUGCCCCUAUCAGAAGAUUUCAGGGGGAAGUGUAUGCAUUUUUUCCCAGCUCUGAGAACUGAAGUAAAAUGGAGCCAUCUUCUCUUACUGUAUUACUUGAACCACAGAUUUAAGAGUAGCAUUUCUUAUUCUCAGGAACAAGCCCUCACCCCCCACCCCCGCACCUACUUAGAACCCUGCAUGGUUUCUUUGAUUUGUGUGUUUGUUUCACCUAGGAGAUUGCAUUGCCUCUCUCUCUUCCCUCUUGUUAGAAGGAGUAUCCCUAUUAUGUCUUUCCAUUUUGGUUGAGUUUUGUCUGCUCAUUCUCAGUUGAAUCAGAAAGAACGGGGGGGGGGGGGGGACGUAUUUUUCUGACAAGCCACAUCCAUGAUUUAUGAGAUUAUGAUGAUUGACAGCUUCUUUAGGGUGCAGCUGCUCCUGCCGUUUGUUCUCACUUGCUGUCUUAAAGGAACAGGCUCCAGCUGUUAAGACAGCUCCAGUCUGUAAGGGAACUCCAACUGCAGCAGAAGAGCAAAGUGUUCUGUCAUCCUAGGGCCUUUUAGAGAGAGAGCAGUACAGCAGAGGAUACCAAGCCCUAGCUGGUACAGGCAGUGACAGCCCUGUGUGGCAGUGUGGUGGUACCAGAAGAGUACAGUUACCAUGGAGGCUGGCACACGCGCACAGACUCACAGCCUUACAAGGAACUUGCGCUGUUUCACCUACAGUAAGAGUUUGCUUCUUUGGGAUCAAGGUUCAAAAACUACCAUCAGGCAGUUUUCCCAGGGUCACCAGGUUUGAUUCUGCUUCUGGUCCUGAUCCCUGAGCUCUUGGAAUGGCCACAGAACAUCCAGUCAGACUCAUCCUCUGUGCUCCUUGCUUGCCCUGUCUGCUCUCAUCUCCUUCUGCACUUCUUGUGGUUCCAGAGCUCUUUUAGGUUGUACCUUCUUGACCAGUGACUACUGGAAGCAAGAGAGGAGGGGAGCAGGCGCUCAUAGACUGUGGUGACGUUUACUUAAGAAUUACCGCUGCUGGAUAAGAAGGGAGGGGAGCAGGCAUUUGUAGACUGUGUGAUGGUGUUUAUUUAAGAAUUACUGUUGCUGGAUAAGAAGGGAGGGGAGCAGGUGUUCCUAGACUGUGCUGCGACGUUUAUUUAAGAAUUACUGUUGCUGGAUAGGAAGGUAAUUUCCCACCUUCUGGUACCUUACAUGGCGACCUGUUAACAAAGGACCAUCUUAAGAUAUUCUUGCCUAUCUGAGACAGUCACCGGGAAGGGCAGUGCAGUGCUCUUCUGUGUGUGACUAUGCAGGGCCCUCAGACUCCAGAGACACUUGAGUUCACAGCAGGCAUGUUUGUGUUGAACGCCCCAUAAGGCAGGUUACAGGAGGAGAGAACCUGGGACAGGGAGGCGGACAGCUAUGUUCCUUUCACUCCAGCUCACUGGGCAGCCUUAGGAAGAUGAGUACAUUGGAAACCUGCUGGGACUACUGAGCUCCACUCCAGAGCUCUGGUUCCUGGGAGGUUUGUCACUCAGCCACACCCAUUAUCUUAGGACAUCUGGGAAUGUUUUUACCCCAUGGGAAUGGCACAUAGAAAGCUGAUAUAGUCGUUUGCAUUCUCUCUAGCUUUAGGACUCCUGCUUUAAACUCCUCUUGGAGAUGAGUCUCCAGGCACCGGCUAUGGUAGACUCUGUUCCAUCAGGAUGCUCCAGCACUCUGUCCGUCUCCACAUGGUUUCUCUUCCUUCCAAACUGUCUCAGCACUGCGUCUUUGUCUUGAGCUGACAUUGCCGGACGUUUUCUCUCCUCUGAGCACAGGCUUAGUGGGCAGUGUUAGUCUGCUCUGAAUACAGACCAUCCCUCUUUCCUAUGUCAGGUAGCCAAGGUUCCACGUGCCAAGCCUGUUACCUUUGUCUACACAGUGAAAAUAAUCCCUUUCCACAGAGACUUCUCUGUCCUGUCCUAAAAGUCUUCCUCAAGUCCUUUCUCUCCCUGGUCUCAAGAAGGUUGUGAAGCAGUGCUCCAAUCUAACCAGGUCAGCUCUAGCCCAGAACUUUCUUCUCUUUUGCUUAGAGAACAGCCUGGGUUUUUCUCUGCGAGCCUCACCAAGUUCUUAGGCAAUAACUUCUUGUGUGGUGGUGGCCUCCUGCAUGAGCAUCGGUCCCUCCAUCUCUGUGACGUUGUCAUCUUGCUAUGAUUAGUAGCUACGUUUUAAUACUGUAUUUAUUGAGACUGUACUGAGACUAGCUGAUUCCACGUACAGCAUAUACUGAGCCGAAUUUAUUUUUUUAAGAUUUCCCAAGUGAAGGUUGGGCACAUGGACCAGUUCUGCUGUGUUGUGUUUGAGUGGAGCUGGGUAGGGAUGUACUGGGCCAGGGGCAGGAACUACACAUGCACAGCACUCCUCUGUGUGUGCUUGGUACAUUGUAAAUGUGUUUACUCAGGACUGGGCCACCAGUUGUCAGCCGUACUGGAUUGAACGAACGGCACUGUGGCUGUGAACCACACCCUUUAUAUCUGUCUCCUCAUUGUUUGUUGCCUCUGUAACAGUGAGCACCAGACAACCAUGGAAGGCUUGCAGAGAGGCAGCCACACAUGGCCAGUGCUUGCUAAGGCUUUCAUGGUAGCAUGCAGUCAGAACAGGUGCUCUGUCCCUCAUAGCGUCCUUCAUUACACUCCUCCAUCUCAAAGAUGGCCACCACUUAAGAAGAGUGAUUUUCUUGCUGUACUAGGAAACUGACAUAGGAAGGCCAUAGGGAAGGCUUUGAGGCCUGCCACAUCAUCAAGCCAGUGCUCUGGUUGCAAAAGUGCGUCUCUUAUAGCGUACAUUCUAAAAGAGUCUUCUCAGUGCCAUUUGUUUGUAAACAUAAGGGGGGACACUACUUCUUAUGGCAGCACGGAGGCCUGGCAUGCUUAAAAGGAAGCUUUGUGAGUAUCUGUGGACUGGUAGAAGCUGGAAGUUUGGGAAUUGAGAGGUUUCUAUAGAUACUGCAUUACACCAUGUGUGUGGAGGAGGUGGUAAUGGAGACAAAAAGGAAAGUCAGCCACCUGAACCACCCAAACCUCCAACGCUAGUUUUCCUCCUUAACCAAGAGAGGCGAAGACUGAAGGAAGGUUCGGCUCGCCAACCUGGUGGUUGCCUUGGGACUCCUGAUAUAUAUGUCCCCAGGCUGCUUUAUCGUUCUUGGCACCCGGGCAGAACUAAACCUAGUUGGUCCAAGUGCGGUGAGAUACGAGUGUCUGGGGCUUUCCCUAGCCUCUACUAGGUAGCACGGGAGCCUGGCUGCCAUCCUUGGCUUACACACCCUUUCUGUGGCCAGUCUUCAGGCUGUACAGCUCUAGCACUGUUGUUGGGGAGUUUGAUGCCCCACUUAGAACACCCAGGAGGCCAGCUCCCCUGACUGCAUGUCCGUCGUUUCUCUCUUUAAAUAAGCCUGGCUCCAUACAGCCAUAAUUAACUCACAAACUCACGAUGGUGUGCUGUGAUCAAAUGAAGGUUUGGCAGAAUCUUUUUUCAAAUUGUAACCAUGGUAAUUGAGGGGGGUGGCAUAGAAUGAAUAUAUAAAAGUAUAAUGGCAAUUGUUCCGAAUGACUGAGUGUCCUCCUGACAUGUAAUUAGCUGUUUUAGCAGGGUGUAGAUUGGCAUGGUCAUAAUUAAGAGGAUUUCUGUCCUUUAUGUGUCUGAGAAUAGCAGAGCCCAUCCUCAUUCCCUUUGAGCACUAAUGCUCCUGAGAACAUUUGGAACUACAGCUCAGUAAACCAAAAUAAUGAUAUAGGAUUCAUCUCCCAUCCAAGUGCGAGAGCAUUGGGAAUCAUUUCAGGUCCAGAAUGGAAGACUUUGCUUAUUGCCUGCAUCUGACUUCCAAAUUCUCUUAAACCUCUUAUGUCCAGUUUCAACUUAUUCUACUUUGGCCAGAAACUAGUCAGUGUCUCACACUGAGAUAGCCUCCGGCAGAGCCUCCCGGGCCCCACUCUUCCCUAGCAGCUGGAAUACCUUUCCUGGGGACACUGGCUGCUUAACUGGGCUUCCUGGGAUUUUCAGGCUUUUCCUUGGAAACUUGAUUAUUACCACUGCCAUGACCAUUAGAAAGAAUUUGCCACACGGAAGUGUACAGUUGAGUGAUGUUUUCCUUAUGGAACCAUAAGACCUACAACAGAUAACAUGAUGAGAACACGCACACAUCAGCCUCACACAGGAAUGCGUGGACUCGGGCUCCAGUAUAUGCACCCCAACUUGCUCACACCUAGUUUGUUCAUCCAUCACAAGUCUCCUAAGCUAUUCUGCCGUCCCGAUGGAGUCCUGGCUCUUCCGAAGCCAUGUUCUCUGUGCCCCAGUUAGUCUUUCUUUAUGCACCUGUGCCUUCAGGCGGGCAUCAUAUAAUGCUCAGAGCCUGUGGUGUCCUGACUAGGAACUGCAGACCUCACUAGCCCCUCUCCAGCUGAUGCUUAGUUUGGACUUUUUCUUUUUUUUCUAGUCAUCCUUUGCAGGAGCCUUGAUUCAAUUAGAACGUCAGAAGGGUCCACCGGAAUGCCAGCAGCUACCAGUGCUAAGUGGCCUUUUAUAAGCUCUUCUGCCCAUGAGGCUCAAGACUCAGGUGAGGCUAACUUGAGUUCAAGAGCCCUGUCUUUUUCAGGCUGGACCCCUGUGGGAUUAGUUAGUAGCUGAGUGAGUGUGUGUGUGCGCGUGCGUGCGAGUGCAUGUCUUCACCCUUUCUAUAAGUGUCCCCUCUCACCCAGAACACUAACCAACCAAGAUGCUGAGGUUGAGUAUAAGCCUAAGAGAGGUCUAGAGAGCCCUCUUCCCUCAAUACACAGACACACACAGAGAGGCAAGGAAGAGUUUCAGUUCCUGGGGAUGCUUCAGUUUGACUCCUCCCAAGAUACCUACAGUGAAAUGUACAGCAGGGGUGUGUGUCAGGAAGGUGGUCCUGGGAGGAUGGCCAUUACUGCUGCCUCUGUAAGUUACCUCUUGGCCCCUCCCCAUGCCCACAGGUCAGAGGUGUGGUCCUUGGGACUUGUCAGCCUUGAUGUGGAUGUCAGACUUAGAGCGCUUCUUCCUUUCCCAGCUGCUGAGCCACUGCUGUGCCCGUUAGUGGUUCAGGCCUGCCUUCUGACUCCAUUCACUGAAAGGUCGCUGGUUGAGCUAAUUUUAUGACUUGGGUGACAUGCACUGCACAGCAGUGAAACGUUACGAUUACCUGUGAGCACUCAAGGGAAUGGAAUUGGCAUGCAGCCAGAAGUUCCUAACCUCAGCUGCUCGGGCACUCAGGGGGCCGCUCUGAUUACAGACACCCUGCCCAGGGUAAAUAUUCCUGUAUAUCACAGACACCCCCACCUCAACACAGAGCCAACUCAGCAGUCAAGGACAGUGUAGGUGGUACUUGCCUGGGGAUAGCUUUGUUUGCUUCCCUCCCUCCCUCCCUCCCUCCCUCCCUCCCUCCCUCCCUCCUUCCUUCUUUCCAGGAAAACCCCAGAAGUUACUAUCGUAAGAAUCCAGAUGUUGGUAUUUGGGAAUGUGUAGUCUUACUGUGCUGAGGUCACUGCCGCUUGCUGUUCUUGGGGUACACGGGGUCACCCCAGUACCACAGCCACUUCCAUUCUCGUCUCUGCAGCUGAAUCCUCAGGCAGUGCAUCACUGUGGGGUGCUGGUCCACAGCUCUCCCCAACUGCCCUGCAGUAGCUUCCCCAAAGCCUGCUCUUUUCAGUUCUUGCAGAGCUUAGCUCCUGGGACUUUGAGUCACCCUGCUUGAGUUCCCAAGGGUUUGUGCUGAACCCUCCUACAAACCCUGCUGUUCCUCUACCAUACAAAGGAAGUAGAAGCAUUGAGGAGCCCAAGGUUCUGGUGCUCUGGUAUUAGUGUGACUCUGGCCUGGCUUCCUUGGCUCCUUAUCAACACUGACUGGCCCAUAAGUAGCAGUUUCUUGAAGACAUUCAAAUUUAGGCCUAGAAUAAAACUUUUUAAUAUCCAGAGUCCAAGAAUGGAGCAAGCUGCCUCAGUUGAUGUGGCAGUUUAAUGACUACUGGUCAGUGACACCAAACAAGGAACAUCUUCCAAAUGACCUGCUACACUCCUUCACCCAGCCCUCCAACAACCCCCCCCAUCAUCAUCUUUUCUAGCUCCUUUUCUUAUACAAUUAGGUUCUCCUGAGAGUUGGCUAGGUCACUGUCCUCUUCUGAUCUGUUAUAUCAUGAGUAGCCUUAAAGCCCAAGAGAAUGAAGUGCACCCGAGGAGCAAGGCCGAAGGACUCUUCAGGCUGGCUCCUGGGCUGCUGGUGCUGUGACACUAGCUGGCCAACGGGGUCUUAGCACUGUCUUCAUUUUGGCCCAAACACCUUGAUUUGAAGAAAAAAGAUUAUGGGUGCCUUUCAUUUUGGUGUAAUCAAGAUUUUGCAUCUUUGCCAGUGGCCAAAGGUGCCAUGGAAAUUGUGGGAUAAAAUCAGUGCCUGUCACUUCCCAGGGCUCAAGACAGAGACCGGUCCCAGGGACUUAUGUGAAGGUUGUUGCUCCCGCAAGGACUUCGCUUCCCAGCACUUCCAGGAUGAAUCUCUCCAGUCUUGCUUGUAGCAUCCUUGGCCUAGAAACCCCUCCCAUUUUGCUUUACUGGAAUUAAGAGCCCAGCCUAAACCUGUGAGGCCAUCUGUCCACUCCACGGCUCGCUGAGGCCAUUAGACUAGAAAACCAAAUGGCAUUAGAGCUGUAUGAAUGCAAACAGCAGCCACUCCCUGAUGCUUCCUGGGCCCCAUCUGCAGGCGGGAGGUGUGUGUGUGUGCAUGUGUGUGUGCGCGUGUGUCAUGUGUGCUGAGUGGAGGUGAGCACUUAUGGCUGCUUUCAGAAAGCAUCCCUUUAUCAUUUGCCUUGAUGCCCAUAUUGACUGUAUUGAAAGCAGUGGGGAUCUCAUCACUCAUCUUUGAAAAUGGGCACCAGAAAAACAAAACCAAAGUUCUCAGGGCGGGUAGAGCUCUUUCUUUCCAAGCACUGGCCAUUCUGGCAAGCUUUCUCCUUUAUGCUCUUUGGUUCUACCACAAUACCACUUUGAAAGUUCUCUUCUUUCUUAGUGGCUCCUCACAGUGACCCUAAACAGUGUGUCAGGGCAGUCUGCACCUCAUUAGGUGCAGAUCAGGGACCACAGAUGCCAAACUGGCCCCUGAGCCACCAUAUAACUUCACUGGCUGGAAGGUGCCAAGACUGUGGCAGUUGUCAAUCCUGGAAGAGCCUACAGCCUUCUCCAAUCUCCCCAUGGGCUCAGCCUCCCUUCCAUGGCCAUGGUUAGGUUGGGUCUGCAGUAUCUUCUAGAACAAACUUCUUAUUUAUGUUUAAGUGCCUAAGCAAGUUACAGACCUCUGGGACCUGCCUGAGAGUUGGCCUGUGCCCUGUCCUUCCCACCAUGCACCCCGCUCAGGGCAGGUGUUAUGCACAUUCCCCACUCCCCAACCCAGUGUCCCUGCCAUUCUGCAGGCAGAAUGGUCGCAAGGGCAAGCAAGGGGAGAGGGCUGGCUUUGUCCCUGUUUCCUGUGUUCCUUCUGUUGAUGUGACUGUGGUCUUGGAUCAGAGAGAGUUUUAAGGAAUCUACUUAGCUAGAGCUCUGUGGCUACUGAGUGAAGAACAGGAGUGAGACGCCUCUGAGCAGAACUCCAUCUGUCAGCACUUGAGGGGGGCCACUACCAGCUGUAAGAGGGCUAGCAGGCGGGGAUCAUGACUGAUAAACCUGUGUGUACUGGAGCCCUGACCGCAUCCACAGCCCAGAUACCGAGGAGCUGAAGGCCAUCGGCAGUAGAGGCAUAGUAAGAUCCAAUGUGCGCUCUUUAAAAUGAGAGACUGUUUUGGGGAAUAAGGUAUGAGCUAGAUCCGGGCCUUUUAUUUACAUGGGGUAUAGGACAGGUCAUUGACUGCUGUGCUUAGUUGGUACAACAGUGACAAGAAGAAAGGAACAAUCCAUUACACAGGCACCUUAUUUUCAUUACUCCAGGAUUUUUGUUCAGACAGUGAAGUAAUGCAAACACUGGGCAUUUGCAUGUAACAGGUGCGGAUGACCCUGCCUCACCUAGAGAGGGGAAAGCAGAGGGUGAGUGGCCAAGUGGUGGCAAAAGGGAGGCUGUGGAGCAUGCAAAACCCACACUGCCCCUGAGGAAUGUGUCACCCUCUAGAUGCAGCGUCCAUGGUCUACCUACCAAGCACCUGUCUGGCUCGGUGUAAUUGAGGAAUGUCAACUGGAUGCAAAUUGAGGGACGACAGCUUUGAGUCAGAGCAUCAGGGGGGCCAGGAUGCUGGGCCCUGACUGGACUUGGACUUUCUAGCAAGAGCCCAAUGCACGCCUGUUGAGGUGCAGCGUGUGUAAUUCACUGUGGGUCUGGGAACAAGUUGGCACUGCCAGCUGGGAAGUGGAAAGCAGGCUUACAUGUUCUGACCAGACACCAGGGACCAGAUGUCUUGAGGUUGCCUGCAGGUAUUCAGCCUUCUGGCUGUGUAGGAUCCUGCCAGAUGAGUCGGGGAGGGGGCAGGGCGCCCUCCUGGCCUUGGCCGUUGUGUGUCUUAGUCUCUGUGUUUCCCUUUGGUGUCUCCUCUGGUCUCUGUCCCAAUCUUGUGUGCCAUGUGUCCCUGAGGGUGAAUCACACCUGUGUCUGAGUCUGCUGUAAGGUGUUCAGUCUACCUCAAGGGGUCAUCAUGGCAAGCUCUGUCCACAUGGAAUCCUCCUUACAUGCCACACACACUGGAAUGUAUACCGCCCCACCCCCAUAACCUCUUGACCCCAUCUUUCCCCAUAAUCACCACAGACUCCUAGUGCAAAUUGGAUGCUGCUUUAAAUGUGAAAAAUUUGUUCAAAAGCUAUAAAAUCUGAAUGAAAGCUAAAGCUGAACUUAUAAUAAGCCUUGUUGCAUAUGAGCCAAAAGUGCAAAAAGCUCUAUAUAAUGAACUAACCUGCCACUCGUAUAAAUAUAAAUAUAUAUAAAUAUAUUAAAAAUCAGACUGUUCUACAAAAUUGUGUAUUUGUAUUUUUGUGUACGUACAAUUUUCUGCUAAGCAGAAGGAGGGUGUAGUAUAGGGCGCUGUGAGAAGAGAUUUGGUUUAAUCCCAUUUCUUUGUUACUUAUUUUUGUUAACAUCAGAUGCCUGUCUUCGUCUUCUCUGUGUAUGACACUGUUUGGAAAGCUGCAGUAUCCUUCUUCCUUAGGCCAGAGUCUGUGACAAUAAAGCUGGGGCUCAGGGGAGCUGUGUGGCCACCUAACAGAUGGGGGGCAGGCUUGCACCCUUGAGGCCAGGCAUGGGAUGGCAUUCUGACACAUCUCUGGGAAGCAAACUCCCUUUUUAGAAACCAAUUUCCCAGACAAGAUCGUUGGAUAUUCACAGACCAGGGAGCAAGGGGAGACUUUUUUCCAUUGCUCAGGUGGCUUUGCCUGGCAUAGCUCCCAGCCUCCUGGCUCCCACUGGUCCAUGUCUCCCAGGUAGCUGCUGCCUUUUUCAGACAGGGUUACCAGAUGCUCCCCUAUCGGAGCCGUCACCAGAGGUCCAAUUCAUUACCUGGAGCAUCUCAGAACCUACUUUGCCGGUGCUAAACAGGAGAGGGGUUAGAGUGGCUGUGCCAAUCAUGGCCAGAAUGAACCCACCAGAGGCCAAGACAAGCUUGGGUACCCACCGCUGCCCACACCCUCCCAGCCCCCUCCUGGCCCCUGGUGGAGCCUGCUCUAGGGAGUGAUACUGCACCUUCCCAGUAGGACUCAGAUUCUAACAAUGUGUGAUGACUGUAGCAAGAAGCUCUUGUUUCUCGAUGUAAAUGGUCAAAGAAACAAGCGCUCUACUGUAUUGAUUAAAUAGUUCAAUGAGUCCUGUUUCAUUGUAUCUCCUAUUCUGGAUUAGUGCCUUUUGGACAGUAGACUGUUCUGUAAUUAAAAUGUAGUAUACUGCUUUUUUGUACAGUUUUGUUUUAAUAAAACUUUUUUUUAAUUUGUGUUUAUUUUAGUAUUGUACCUAUUAGAGAAUAAAAUGUAUAACUGAG